CCUCCGCGGAGCGCGCGGCCCAGAGGCGCGGAGCGGCGCGGACUCCGAGGAGCUGCGGAGAUGCUGAGCUCGCCCUGGGCGCGCUUCUACUCCAACAGCUGCUGCCUCUGCUGCCAUGUCCGCACCGGCACCAUCAUCCUCGGCGUCUGGUACCUGAUUAUCAAUUCGGUGGUCUUGUUGAUUCUGCUGAGUGCCCUGACUGAUCCUGACCAGUACCACCUAACCAGUGCUGAAUUAGGGGGUGAAUUUGAAUUUAUGGAUGAUGCCAAUAUGUGCAUUGCCACUGCAAUUUCUCUUCUUAUGAUUCUCAUCUGUGCAAUGGCUACAUAUGGCGCAUAUAAGCAACAUGCAGCUUGGAUCAUCCCUUUCUUCUGUUAUCAGAUCUUUGACUUUGCUCUCAACACGUUGGUUGCCAUCAGUGUACUCAUCUAUCCCAGCACAAUUCAGGACUACCUCCAUCAGCUGCCCAACAAUUUUCCCUACAAGGAAGAGAUUAUGUCUGUGAACCCUACAUGUCUGGUUGUGAUUAUCCUCCUUUUCAUAAGUAUCAUUCUGGCUUUUAAGGGUUACUUGAUAAGCUGUGUGUGGAACUGCUACCGAUACAUUAAUGGCAGAAACAACUCAGAUGUGUUGGUGUACAUUACCACCAACGACACUGCGGUCCUGUUGCCACCAUAUGAUGAUCCUGUGAAUGGAGCUGCUAAAGAUCCACCACCACCUUAUGUGUCAGCAUAAGUGAGAGUGCUGUGUCCCUAGGGAGUAUAGCUUUACUUCUCAGACAUUGGAGCAAUAGUUUGAUAAUUUCACUUCCAGGAUAUAACCUCUGUGGGUUAUACACUGCUGUUUUGCUGACAUAUUGAAACCUAAAUUGUAUGAUUAUUAUUCUGUAGAUAGUUUUAAUAACUUACUGCAACUACAGUAGUGUUUCAGAAACUAGUGAACUGGUUUCAGAACAAUUCUGGGUAGCGCUAAGGUUACAGUAGUCACUGAAUAGCUUUUUCCACCAUGUCUGACAUGCAGUGCUAGAGAACAUAGAACUUUGCAUUCUCAAUCAGAGUCAGAGUGUAACUUUAUUUUUUUUAUUUGAAAAACUUCCAAAGCAUUACAAAUGUGUUUCUCAGAUGCCCACUUUCACCUUCAGAAUACAGACCAAGUCCAAAAAAGCAACAUUCCAGUUCAUUCCUGUUUUACAAGAAUUUAUGAAGUUACUAUGCUGUGAAGGAUGAUGAUUGCAAGAAGGAUGAGUCUUAAUCACUAUUCUCAUCAACCUGGCUAAUGGGAAACAAAUUUAAUUGGGAAGGAUAAGUAUGGGAAAUGGAGGUAGAGAAAGUGCUCUGUGGUGUGUAACAAGCCAGAACCUGUGGUCUACAUGGACUCACUUUGUACCAGCCUGUAACCAUUCUGAUUUUCAGAAAAAAAGAGUUCUUAGCAAAUUCUGAUAACUUUCUUUUCCUGCCUACUCACCUUUUUCCUCUCCACUAACUUCACAAAGAGCACUUUGAGGUCACAAAAUCCCUGCCUUUAAAAUCACAUGGUUAGGUGACAAAGCUGUGACUUUUGCACUCAAUAUGCAAAUUUUUCCCCAUUGGAAUGUGCCUGUAAAUAUUGCAAUGUUCUGCUGAGUGUAAAUUAAAUUAUGCAGAUUCUAAGAUAAA
Molecule: messenger RNA, 1655 nt
Organism: Manacus vitellinus (golden-collared manakin)
Lineage: Eukaryota; Metazoa; Chordata; Aves; Passeriformes; Pipridae
Gene: LAPTM4B
Product: lysosomal protein transmembrane 4 beta
Exons: 7
Coding region: 61-735 (224 amino acids)
Cellular component (GO): lysosomal membrane
Source: RefSeq, a predicted model, not a curated record